Molecule: messenger RNA, 2823 nt
Organism: Somion occarium
Lineage: Eukaryota; Fungi; Basidiomycota; Agaricomycetes; Polyporales; Cerrenaceae
Source: the annotation of a GenBank genome assembly
GCGCCAGAUCCUUUUGAAGCUCUUCAAUCUCGACUCCGAACAUGACAAUACCAACCUUUCCUGUAGAAAUCUACUCAGAAAUCCUAAAGCACAUUCCAACCACAGAUGAUUCAGGGGUAAAGCUGCUUCUAGCGUUCCUUCAAAGUAACUCUCGUCUCCGAGCUGCAGCCCUCGCUCCCGAAGUAUGGGAACCACACUAUCACGCUCGGUACGUACAUAGUGUGGAGGAGAGAGAACGGCAGCGUAGAGACGCUGCAGGGAACAACUGGAGACAACUUUACAUACAGAGAAGAACUCUCGACCGCAAGGCCCUGCAGUCACUUGAUGAAAUUCGUAAGGAUCGCAGAGAUAGACAUAACAAGGUUGCGACUAUCACCGACUUCUCUUUCGACAUCUGGGAUGCGAUUAGACAGGAGUCAAGGAUUCCUAUUCCCCUUUGUUUCCGAGGGUCAUAUGGUGAACAGGAUGAAAGUGCCGUUCCUCCGGAUGCGUUGCCUCGACAAUUUUGGGCGAAUACGAUCCUUGGUGUCAUUGCAAGACGUCAGGCUGUUGGUAUCUGGGGACGUACGUUUUCUGAACAGGGGGACGUUCCGUUUGAGGAGGCUUUGGCUAGUCUUUCUUCGGUGUAUUCUGUAUCUGUCAAAGAGAUCACUGUAAUGCUAGAUGAUAUAUUCGAACAUUGUAAACAGGAGCUACAGAAACUGGCAGUCUGCUUGGACCCCAAUGAUUCUGCCUAUGACCUUUGGGAGCUUUGUAUUCAGAUUCGCUCAGUUCUUCGUGACAUGGGCUUCAGAGUUGCAAAUAGUCAUCGGUUCAGUCGGUUGUUUUCUCAAUUCCCGCACUCCUUCCUGUUGCCAGGGCACAGAGACACAAUCCCCAUGUCCCUCAUAUACGUCUUCGUGUCGAUAUGCACGCGACUUGGUAUCAACGCUUCUCCUGUUAACUUCCCUGGAUCCGUCCUGGCGCAUGUCGCUUCCUCGGACGGGAACAUACUAUUCGACAUGUGCUCCGCACGGCGCCCAUUGAGAACUUCCAAUACAGCAGACUUGCAGUCUUUUGUACGCAGCCAAGUUGGCGGCGCAACCGUGACGGUUCUUAACGAGGAAUCAACUGGUCCUGCAGACUCUGCCACGAUGCUCUCACGGGCAUUCAAUAACAUAAUGAGUUUCAUCCGAUUCGAGAGAAUGCACGACGAAGAUCCUGCUUCUUUGGAGAGACGCGAAAAAUCAUUCUACCUCAUCACGCUUUGUCGAUUAUUAUUCAUUCAGAAUCAGUUCGAUGGGCUACUCCCUUCGCCUCCGCACACGAUGCCUUUGGAUGAUCGUGCCGUGAUCUUGGAUGUGCUCGCUCCCCUGCUUCCCGAGCACAUACGCAGCCCUCUGCAGGAUGCUUGUGAGGAACGUCUUCGAGAUGCAGCGGUCAAAUCAACCAAAGUGUAUUCUCGAAAGGAUGUUGGCAAAGUGGAUUACUUUGUUGGACUGUGCUUCCGACAUACUGAAUUCCAGUAUACCGGUUGUAUAUUCGGAUGGGAUGCGACUUGCAAUGCUUCGGAGGAGUGGAUACGAGAGAUGAAAGUGGACCGCCUCAAACACGGCCGCGACCAACCUUUCUACGUUGCAUAUGCCGACGACGCACAUAGCCGAUACGUUGCACAGGAGAACAUCAUUCCUGUAGUGCCUUCUGAAGCUGAUUUGCGCCGACUGUAUCUCUCUCGCUCUGCAUUCGGACGUAAUUUUACUGGGCUUGCUGAUGAUGGUCUAGCGCAUCCGGGACGAUUGUCUAUGUCUGAUGAGAUGAGAGCUGUAUAUCCAGACGAUGAUGAUUUUGGUAGGAAGUGGGUACAGGAAAACCGUAAUUGGGAGUGAAUCAGGAGAAAUUCAAGUCACUGACGACAUAGACUGCACAUACACGGAUCGAACCUAUGCUUUACCUUGCACCGUGAUCGCUGUCGACUGUGCUUGCGGUGGACGUCCCCUAGUACGCUUUCUCCGUCCACGUUUACUUUUACGAUGAUGGCGAUUCCUGAAGCCAUGCUCCUUGAAGGCGCGUAUGACUGAUAUCAACGAGGGUACGACAACGAUGAGGGCUAAGAUCUGUGAAGGCAGAAGAUGUAACUUCUGCCUGUUUCUGGCAUAGCAAAGAGCACGCACCUGGCCAAAUCCCCAUUCCUUAUCGGAACUAUCAACCGCGGGAUUGUGCCUUAGGAGCAAUUCGGUCGAAAUGAUGAAAUAUGUGAAUACGAUGACCUGGAAGAUAGUAAUGCCAAGCAACAUGGGAUCCAAGUUAGACGACCAGCCACGUCGUCUAUGGCGUGUCCUGCGUGUGCCACUCUUCUCAGAACGGGGAAAGACUGGACUGGGUUGAGGAGAGUGAGAGUUGUCUGAGAGGUCAGACACAUCAAUGUCGUCCGUAGUUCCUCGCAGCUCCACGUCAUUCUGUUUAGAAGAAUCAGGACAAUGGUCCACAGUGAUCAUAGGAUUGGAAGGUCUAUGUUUGUUAUGACGACGAUAGUACGAGAGGAUCUCGUGCGCUGUAAUGAGCAGAUAUCCGCCCGUGAGGAUGGAGGUGACAAUCAAUCCCAAUUUCCUGCCUGAGCCAAGAGCUGGAAAGUCGACAGCGAAGAAGGCCACGUAUUUGACAAAUGGUGCACAGUGGUCUUGAUUGAAUGCCUGAGGGUUUGACCUAUACGAAUAGAUGCACGAUGCUAAGCGAGAAUGGUGCUGGUCAUCCACAUUCAGCUUACCAGGUGUAGAACGUCAGAGCCAUCGAGAAGAACAUCUGUAGCAUAGCUCCAAUCUUAACACUGUUUUCUGGCUCCACCUU